This is a messenger RNA of Choloepus didactylus (southern two-toed sloth), 1900 nucleotides long. RefSeq names its product methyltransferase like 2A (gene METTL2A). The transcript is spliced from 9 exons. Lineage: Eukaryota; Metazoa; Chordata; Mammalia; Pilosa; Megalonychidae. Bases 11 to 1138 code for a protein of 375 amino acids. Gene Ontology annotation, molecular function: tRNA (cytidine-N3)-methyltransferase activity. The record is from RefSeq and is a predicted model, not a curated record.
UUCCGGCAUCAUGGCAGCCUCCUGUCCUGAGGACUGGCCUGCAGACCCCAGCGGGAAGAGGCAAAAGUUCGGAAGCCGGUUCCUGAGCGAUCCGGCGCGCAUCUUCCACCAUAAUGCCUGGGACAAUGUGGAGUGGUCAGAAGAGCAAGCCGCGGCGGCGGAGAGGAAAGUCUGCGAGAACAGUGCCCAGCGGGUGCCCCAGGAGAAGCAAGUUGAUUAUGAGAUCAAUGCCCACAAAUACUGGAAUGACUUCUACAAAAUCCAUGAAAAUGGAUUUUUCAAGGAUAGACAUUGGCUUUUUACUGAAUUCCCAGAACUAGCACCCAGCCAAAACCAAAAUCACCUGAAGGAUUUGCUCUCAGAAAAUAAGAGUGAAAUACCUGAAUGCAGAUGCAAUGAGGACAGACCUGGUUUAAUAGAACAGCACCAGUGUUCUUCAAACAGCCUUGGACAUAAAACACAGAUGCCUCCUGGGGAGAAUAUAACUCAGAAACUUGGACAUCUUGAUAUUUGUGCUGAAGAGUUUCCUGGAUCCUCAGCUACCUACCGAAUACUUGAGGUUGGUUGUGGUGUGGGAAACACAGUCUUUCCAAUUUUACAAACUAACAAUGACCCAGGACUCUUUGUUUACUGUUGUGAUUUUUCUUCCACAGCUGUGGAGCUGGUCCAGACAAAUUCAGAGUAUGAGCCUUCUCGGUGUUUUGCCUUUGUUCAUGAUCUCUGUGAUGAAGAUAAGAAUUACCCAAUGCCAAAAGGCAGUCUUGAUAUCAUCAUUCUCAUAUUUGUUCUUUCAUCAAUUGUUCCAGACAAGAUGCAGAAGGCGAUUGACAGACUGAGCAGCCUUCUGAGGCCUGGAGGGUUGAUGCUUCUGCGAGAUUAUGGCCGCUAUGACAUGGCUCAGCUCCGGUUUAAAAAAGGUCAAUGUCUGUCUGAAAAUUUCUAUGUAAGAGGUGAUGGCACUAGAGUUUACUUCUUCACACAAGAGGAAUUGGACACACUUUUCACUACUGCUGGGCUGGAAAAAAUUCAGAACCUGGUGGAUCAUCGAUUGCAAGUGAACCGGGGGAAACAGCUGACUAUGUACCGAGUUUGGAUUCAAUGCAAAUACCGGAAGCCUCUUUUGUCCAGCACCAGCUGAGGGGGCAUCUUCUCCUGACACGAUGACAGCUCAUUGUUUUUCUGGCUUUUUAAAAAGCAUAUUCGUAAUUAGUGUUUUGUUGAUGUUGGACAGUUCAAGAAUUCAAACAGACUUGAGCCUUGAACCUAGGAAAAAUUACUUUUUAUCAAGAGUCUAACAAUUUAAUUGUGCUUUAUAUUUGUGAAGCCCUUUAAUCUAUACUUUUCUCAUGUUCUUUCUUUGAUAUCUCAAGGAAUCAGUCUUGCCAUUUCGUAACUAGUAACUGAAAUUUUAUUUGUGGAAAACUUGAAUUUUAAAAAUACCAAGAAUUUAUUUCCAUGUGAUGUUAUGUUAUAUGUGAUAAAGUGUUCCUUGACUAAACAUUGCAUUAAAUUAUUUGGGAAUUCAAAUACCUGGGGUAGUCAGCUGCAUUUGAUGGUACAAAGAGAUGGAUAAACCUCUUAUUAAGUGGUGGGGGAAGCACACAGGGAAGAAUCAUCUGUCUUUGGAUAUUUUCCUGACUCAAAAAUAACCUUAUAAAGAGUAUCAAAAUGUGGUAUACUUGUUAAGGAUUUGAUUAUGGUCUCCACUUUAAUCUUAGUUCCAUGGAUUUGUAAGCACUUCCCCUUUAAGUGAAAGGAUCUUCUUUACUUUUAGCAAAGUCGUCUGUUUUUCUUUUUAAUUGUGCCCUUAAAUAUUUGAAACAUAAAGAAUGGAGAGAACUUCUUAAUUUUAGCUAUAUCACUUCAUUUUGUGUGUGAUUGUCAUGAGUGUUGGAAACUU